GCAGCACAUUCCUCAUAUUCCAGGGCUCGAUAGCAGAAGAACGCGGCGUCGAAGCGACAACAGCCGAAAACACGAGGAUUUCUACACCUCAUGACACUUUCCAAGGGCACGUCGAUGUUGGGUCGUGGCGUUAAGCGAAAGUGGAGCUGCUUGGAGGAGCUGGAGGCCGAGGUGCUCCCUGCUGCUGCGCCGGAGGAAAAGCAGCAGAAUGGGGAGGAGGGCACGGAGGACGAGGAUGGGCUCCUUGUGGGUCCAUCCAAAUCCGAGAUGAGCCACCUGCAGCAGCGUCAGUUGGUGCUCGGCCUCUGCUUGGAGAAGCUCCAGAGCUACCAGGCAGGGAUGGAGCUCAGCCUUCGUCGCUCCGUGCUGCUCAUCAACACGCUCAGGCAGAUCCAGGAGGACAUGCGGAGCGACGGAGCGGGAACCUGCAGCCCGGACGUACUCCUCAACGGCGUCCACCCUGACUCCUGUCUUCUCAGGGACGACUUCAGGGAGGACAUGCCGGUCACAUGCCCCGGGUGUGCAGAGGGUGAAGAGGACAACCUGUCUCUGUCGCCACCACCGUCCCCUGAAUUCCCUUCUCAGGAGGCUAACAGCUCCACCGACCAGCAGAAAUCACUGCCCGCUGCGACGGUCAGUGCUUUUAGUGAUGCAGUAAACGCCAUGGGCUACCUCAGCGACCUCGCCCUGGACGACAUCUUUGAGGACAUUGACACAUCAAUGUAUGAGACUUCCGAUCUACCCUCCGCGUGGACGUCAGGCUCUUUGUGGCCCGUCAGUGUGUCGCUCUGGGCGGAUGAGGACGUGAAAAUGCGCUCUCCCAGCCACGGCUCACCUGGGAGUCUUCAGUCGUGUCUAAUGGACCUGAAUGAGCUGGACCACAUCAUGGAGAUUCUGGUAAAGUCCUGAUCGCCAAGACGAACUCAUGAACAUUUACUUCACUUGGUUAAUCGAAGGAUUUGGAAUCUGAUCGCAGCUACUCUGAACAAAGACUGAUUUUAGGGUCGAAGAACUUUAACAUAACCUUGGAUAUUUUAAGGCUCAAUCUGACAUUUUGGUUGAAAAUCUGUUGAACUUCAGCUGGUUUUAGGUAGAAUAAAACACUAAUUCAUUCAUAAGGAACCAUCCAGCAUUAAGUUAUGUACACGAGCUGAUGCCUCAAAUCAGAAACAAAAUAUUUAUUGUACUGGAUGAAGAAUCCAGUUUAAAAUCUCUCACGGUAUUAGGAAAAUCCACUUUGUAACAGUUUUGCGGUUGUCACUGACCAAACAUCCUGUAGGUGACAUAAACACACACGAUAGUUCCCCAAAUCACUGAGAAGUUAAAUGGUAGAAAAUAUAACCUCAAGCAGAAACAAUCAGACGAUUAAUUGUUUAGCUGAUUGACAGAAUAUUAAUCACCAACAAUUUUUAUAAUGGAUUAAUUAGUUGCAUCAUCUUUCAAGCAAAAAUACACUCUGAGCUUUUCAUCUAAAAAACAGGUUUUCUCUUGAGUCACCUGUGAAAAAUCUGUAGUAACGGUGGAUAAGACAUGUUUGUACAAAGUCACUACACGAAGAGUAUUGCAACACUUGUGGGGGAAGUGUCACAACCUGAUGGCUUGUAACGGUGUAAGAGUGUCAAAGGUGGAUUUUCCUUCAUUCAGUAAGACUGUAAAUGCAGGUGGAGCCUUAAAUAUCUCGAGUGUUAAUGCCACUUUUCUCUCUUGUUUUGUCAACUUUUAGUAAAAGCAGCAGGUCUCUGAGUGAAUCCACAGCUCAGGAAGAAGGAACCUGAGCUGCCGUGGGCUGUGCGUCACUCGGGCUGUUAGAUCAGACCUGGGUUGAUUAUUAAUUGAAAUCCCUUCAAUUACUUAAGAGGGUGUGCUUCAGCCAGCCAGGAGGGCAAAGGCCUGGGUUUCCUUCAGCACUGGGACUGAAUGGUGUUUUUAUUGCACCAUGUAGGAUCUUUAAAUUAGAAACGGACAUCAGCCUCUUGAACUCUUGGUUCAGCAGUCGGAGGGGGGGGGGGGGCAUUUGGCUGGUGAAAGUGAGAAUGUGGCCACUGAAUUUGGGGGAUUUACUAGCCAAAGAAGUAAGCUUCCAAUCCCUGGGAUUUGAAUGCCACGCUCACGUUGUGUCACAAGAAGCGGGUGAAAAUGGGAUGACAUCUCGGUCGGGUAGAGAAAAGGUAAAAUGUUUAACUUGUUGGAACGCCUUUAUCUAUUAUUAUUCUUAUUUAUGAAUGAAAAAUCAACCACAAACUGCAGCAGAUAUUACUUGUGCUUUGUAUGUAGAGUCUAUUGUUUGGGUGUGAGUGUAACUUAUCAUUUUGAUUCUGUAUGGACUGUCAGUGUGCUGGCUGCCAUGUCCGUUGCUUUCGUUGACCCCCGUGCGCCAUUUGUGACACCAAAUGGGACAAAGUAUCAGAGCCUGUACAAGAAACACACUCAAGUUAUUCCUCCUUGGCAGCUUGUAUUUUACAGUAAAUCUAACGUGACAUGAACGCAGCAUAAAACAUGUAUUUUAAAUAGUAAUGUAAUCCCAGUCUGGUUCUGACUGAGGAGCUGAUUGCCUCAAGUCAACAAUCAGGACAACUUUGCCAUGUCUCAGAAUUGUAAAUGACAAUGGAAGCCUAUGUAUUUUUAUGGCCUUGAUGGUGUGAAGUUUUAUUGCAAUGUUUUUUUGUUAUUUUUUUAAAGUUUUAUAUGUGUUUCUACCUGAAACUCCAAUGUCCUGUCCAAUAGAAGAGAUGCAGUGAGAGGAAGGUUGCGAUGAAUCGAAUGCUUGACCUUCACUAUCUGUGGUUUACUCCUGUUCUACCUCCUGAUGUCUGUUUGUUGUCAGUUAACCUGGACACUCCUGUUUCACACCGUGAGCCAUAGACUAUCUGUUACUGAUAGAAACAAUCUAGUGGAGUUUAUUUCAUUGUUUGAUCUCGGCUGAAAAUCCAACGCUACCCUGUCAGACCAAAGUAAUCCGUCCUCAUCUCCAUCUCUGGUCUCAUGUCGACAACGUGCCUUACUACUGAACCUAAUUUUCGCUCGUGUUGAGGUGUUUGUGGCCGUCUGAGCUCGUGCUUCAUUGAUAAAAAACCUUAAGAUUGGGGCUUUAUGUAAAGCACAGAACCGUCAUCGUUUCUUCCCUCUUUUCUUGGCCUUUUUUCCGCGCUCACUGAACACCACUGGCAUAUGAGCUUAAUGUAUCCUGACAGGCUGACAGUGAACUAGCUGAGGGAGGAGGUGGCAGCCAGGGCCAGGAGGGAAAAAUAAGA
This is a messenger RNA of Seriola dumerili (greater amberjack), 3251 nucleotides long. RefSeq names its product cell division cycle-associated protein 4-like. Gene Ontology annotation, molecular function: transcription regulator activity. The record is from RefSeq and is a predicted model, not a curated record. NCBI's taxonomy places the organism in Eukaryota, Metazoa, Chordata, Actinopteri, Carangiformes, Carangidae. Bases 91 to 909 code for a protein of 272 amino acids. Gene Ontology annotation, cellular component: nucleus. The transcript is spliced from 2 exons.